AAUCUAUUGUCAAAGUAAAAUGUCAACUAAAUAAUGUCAUGAGUGUCAAGCCGUUUCGCUGAUUAUUUAAUUUUCAGAUUUUUUAAUAAUUAACUGAUAGCUCGCAGUGCAAAAUAGUUCAUUUACUCUGGUAAGAUGAUGCAACAUCAAUACUGGGUAACUAAAAAGACUGUGCUAAAAAAGUUGGGAACCAAGGAAGAUGAGUGUAUUGUUGCGUCUGACGCCGAACUCGAUGCUAAACUCGAAUUAUUUCGAUCAAUAUCAGACAGCUGCUUACAAUUACAGCGAGUAUUGGACCAAUAUCAGGAAAGAUUGUGUAUUUUGGCUCAAGAAGAGAACUCGUUAGGGAAAUUCCUGCGAGAUGCUGGAAAGAAUGCGGAUGCGUCUGGUAAACACAUGGUAUCGGCAGGUAAAGCUAUUUCAUAUUCUGGGCAGCAGCGCGUAUCGGUGAGGGGCCCUUUGUUGAGGCUUUAUCACGAAGUGGAGACUUUUAGAGGCCGCGCUGUGAGUGAUAUGCGGGCGACGGUAGCUGCAAUGGAAAAAUCCCGAAUUGAAUACCGUGCUGCACUAAGCUGGAUGAAAUCAACGAGCGCACAACUAGAUCCUGAUACGGGUCGCGGCCUUGACAACUUCCGAAAGGCGCAACGUCAAGUACGCGAGAGCAAAAAGCUAUUUGACAAAUUAACAUUAGAUGUAUUGCAAAAGAUUGACCUACUAGCUGCGGCUAGAUGCAACAUGUUCUCCCAUGUCUUAUCAAACUACCAAUCUUCCUUUGUAACAUUUGCCACUAAAGUAGCUCAAACCUUACUAGCUACUGCGGACACCAUGAAUGCUGCUCCGCAGUAUGAAUUCUGUAUACUGAAGGAAUUGUCACAGUCUUUGGGGGAAGGUGAUGCUAAAGAAGUUGUUCCUCAAGAUAAAGAUCAGAUGCUGUUCUUUCAGGAUGAAUUUAAGGAUGAUAAUCCAGAAAAAAGUACAGAACCUAAACCUACAUCAGAAAACCCCAAAACUGACAACGAAAAUGAACAACCGUCCAAUUCAAAAGAAACGAAACCAAACACAUCUGUUAACCUCAUUGACACAAGUUGUCUUGAAGGGGAGGCUUCUAACAGCGGGAAUACUGGCACUAUGUCAGAACUGGCUGGGCUGCGGAUGGAUUGUGGAGAAAUGCAAAAUGAUUUUGAAACUUUCCUGCCAUCACAGUUACUAGAGAACUCUUCAAGCUUGCUGCAAGGUCUGAUGGCUCCAGUAACAACCAACAACAAUCAAGCACCAAAAUCUCCACCCAAGCCUGCUGCCAAACCAAGUCCCAGUUCAGUCAUUCCAAAGAAAGAGGAUAAAGCUGCAUGGUUCAAACUCUUUGCUGAGCUAGACCCUCUUGCCAACCCGGACAACCUCCCUGGCUCCAACUCCAGCCAUAGCCAUGCAGCCUAAGAUAACAAGAGCUUAUAUCUCAUAACUGUACUUAUUUAGAUCAUUGUUGAAUAUUGACACUAUGGCAAAUCAUAGUCACUGACUUCAUUCCAUGGAAACACACCAACGUCAUUACAAAAGCUUGUCUGUUGAUAGUUUAAUGUAUUGUUGUGGGACAUGUCAGCCUGAAUAUAUUACUUCGAAAAAAAAAAUCUAACUCACAUACUAAUAAAAAUCACUUACAACCUUAUUCUAACUGGAGUAAUAAAAGCUAUCUACAGACAGGUUUAUAAUAUUAGCUGUUAAUAUUUCCAAACUUCUUGAACUGAAUGCAGUGAUAAGUAUAUUAUGUGUGUAUUAGUAUAAAUGUUAUAGAAAAAUUUUGUGACUACAUAUUUUGAAGACAACUUUCGUUUUAGAAUUAACCUCUACCUACUAGUGUAAUGAUGUAUUACAUAAAUAUGCUCAUUUGCUUACACUUUAUAAUCAUGUACAUUUUAUAUUAUUGUACUGUGCUCUAUACAUGACUAUAUAAUAUCUAUGAUACACAAUGAUCUGAGGCUAUAUCCACUUAAAGUAAUAUUAUUGCAGUUGUGUGAAAGAGACGACGCUAUACGCCGUGAAGUGCGCUGUCACACUUCCACAAAGUCAAUAAUAUUAUUCCAAGAUGGCGGUAGACCCCUUAUUAGUGUAAAGACAAACUUUAUAAUCGAAUAUUCUUGUUUGGUAUCUAUAUAUCAUGUUAGUAUAUAAGUUGUAUUAUUUUUUGUGUUAUGUUAUUCCUGUUGUUAGUUAAUAGUUUUAGAUUUAUAGAAAUUUGAAUUUGAUUUUAUGACCAAAGAUUAGUAUUAUAUUGAGUAUUUUUACAUUCCAAAUCGAUACUGAAAUAGUAUUAUUUAUAGUAGUUUGUGUACCUAUAACUCAGUGAUUAUCAAAAUGGUGUAGAAAAUCUAGUUUACUAUGACGUCACUGGAUAUGAUGGUCUAUAUUAUUUCAGUGUCUCCUCAGUAUGUGGUUUUUAUGUAUAAAACCAACAACAUGUUAUGUUUUAAAUAUGAUACUGCAAACAAAAAUUAAAAGAAAAGUGUAGACCAAUCAGUUGGACAAUAAAUCACUGUAGAUGCUUAAAAUUAUUAUUUGUUCAUAAUAUCGAUGGUUUUGUUUUCUAUGUACUUAUUUAUGUCUAGUCACCUGAAUCUUUAUGCUUUUAAACUUGUACCAAAAAUAUAUGCUUUAUAUCCCA
This is a messenger RNA of Trichoplusia ni (cabbage looper), 2656 nucleotides long. It is a transcript of the gene ICA69, whose product is annotated as islet cell autoantigen 1. Gene Ontology annotation, biological process: regulation of transport. Gene Ontology annotation, cellular component: Golgi apparatus. The coding region runs from base 136 to 1434 and encodes 432 amino acids. The record is from RefSeq and is a predicted model, not a curated record. Gene Ontology annotation, molecular function: protein domain specific binding. NCBI's taxonomy places the organism in Eukaryota, Metazoa, Arthropoda, Insecta, Lepidoptera, Noctuidae. The transcript is spliced from 4 exons.